AUGGCCGCCCCCGAGCCCGACUACUAUGAGCUCCUCGGUGUCCAGCGCGGCGCCACGCUGCAGGAGAUCCGCGCCGAGUUCCGCAAGAAGGUCUUGGCCGAGCACCCGGACAAGGGCGGAGACCCCAAGAAGUUCCAGCUCCUGAACAAGGCCUACAACGUGCUCACGGAUCAGGACAAGCGUCGCCGCUACGAUGCCACUGGCCGCACGGACAGGACUGCCGAGGAGGAGUUCGCAGAGUCAUUCGGUGGCGGCCGAUUGCAGAAGGAGGGUCGAAGCAAAGAGGCGGACGAGAAGGCGGUGGUGAACAUGGAGGAGCGCAUCUCGAAGGGCCCUCAGGGCGAGCACGAGGAGGGUUUCGCAGAGUGGCUCCGCCAAAGGGAUCAGCAGGAAAUGGUGAUGACGGACAAGGACUUCAUGAAGACAGCGCUGUUCAACGCCGCUGAGAUGACGCGGCAGGUGAAGCACAGUGGGCUGGUACAGCACGUGCUGGGCUCGCCGAAGACCGACGCCUACGGCCAGGUGCUGGGUGGGGCGGUGCAAGUACAGUCGAAGCCCCGUCCGGUGAAGAAGUCCAUUGACCACGAUGAGAUUGUGAUCCGCAUGUUGGCCGUGCCGGUGGAUGACUCCAUGGUCUACGCGGAGCUGAACAAGUCGGGCGUCUGCCUGGGCAUGACUGGUGUGGGCAAGGUCGAGCAGCUUGGCGCACGAUGCGAAGAGCUGAAGGAGGGUACGGCAGAGCCUUCUCUUACCUUCUGCCGUCUGGUCGAUGUCGAUCUCCGCCUAUGA
Symbiodinium sp. CCMP2592 is the source of this 789-nucleotide messenger RNA. The record is from the annotation of a GenBank genome assembly. Lineage: Eukaryota; Dinophyceae; Suessiales; Symbiodiniaceae.